GUGAUGCACUGAUCUCCCGAAAGUCUUUGCAGCUUUUCGCUCAGAUGCAGCUCCUGCAGCAUUCAAGUGAAUGCAUGCAGCACACAGAAGAGCUGUCACCGAAUGCACCUGUCCUGCUGUCUGUAGGGUUUAGCUGGACAGAAGAUGCUUACGGGUCUGGAGAGGCACCGCAGGGAAAGCACGGAGCUCCUCCUGCUCGUUGCCAUACUGAUUCUCACCAUUUUAACCAUGUGGGUGCUUAAAAAACGCCAAGUGAGAUUUCUACACGAAACUGGAGGGGCUAUGCUCUAUGGUUUUAUUCUGGGAUUAAUUCUGAAGCUGGCAGCCACCCCGUGGAAGAGGGGCACCGGGGAGAUUCACGAGUGUGUAAAUCUGAACACAACCCCAAAAUUCCUUUUGGUGAACGUCACCGAGCGCAUUCACGAGUAUUAUCACGUGGGAGAAGUCACUCCAAAUCCCCAAGCCCUGCCUGCAGGCUCCAUCCUCCAUAAGAUGGCCUUCAACCCCGAGAUCUUCUUCAAUCUGCUGCUGCCGCCCAUCAUUUUUCACGGAGCGUACAGUUUAAACCAGAGGCAGUUUUUCAAGAACAUUGGCUCCGUUUUGACCUUCGCCCUCAUCGGGACUCUGCUCACUUGCGGGAUUAUAGGGUUUUGCAUGUUCGGCUUCGUGCAGCUGAUGGUACGUCUGGGCCACGUCGUGGAUGGUGAUUUCAGCCUCAAGGACUGCCUGUUGUUCGGCUCUCUGAUGUCAGCCACUGACCCAGUGACGGUGCUGGCCAUCUUCACGGAGCUGCAUGUGGACUCCGAUCUCUACAUACUGUUGUUCGGCGAGAGCGUGCUUAACGACGCCGUGGCCAUCGUGCUGACAUACACCAUAUCAAGCUACGACGCAGCCACGGGAGGGUCCGCCUUCCAUGUCGGCUCCUUCUUCCUCUCCGCCGCGCGCUUCUUGGGGGUCUUCGCUGGCUCCUUCACCAUGGGUCUGGCGUACACCGUCAUCACGGCCCUGGUGACCAAGUUCACUCAGCUGAGAGAGCUCCCCCUACUGGAAACCGGGCUCUUCUUCCUGUUCUCCUGGAGCUCCUUCCUGUCAGCAGAGGCCUGUGGUCUCAGUGGCAUUGUGGCGGUGCUGUUCUGUGGCAUCACACAGGCGCGCUACACCAUCCACAACCUGUCCUCCGAGGCCAAAGUCCGGACCACGCAGCUGUUUGAGUUCCUGAACUUCCUGGGCGAGAACUUCACCUUCUGCUACAUCGGCCUCGCCAUGUUCACCUUCCACACGCACGUCUUCCAGGUGUUUUUCAUCUUCGGGGCCUUCCUGUCCAUUAUGCUGGCGAGGGCCUGUAACAUCUACCCCCUGUCCUUCCUGCUCAACCUGGGCCGGCACCGGCGGAUUCCCAGAAACAUCCAGCACAUGAUGAUGUUCUCAGGUCUGCGUGGAGCUGUGGCGUUUGCCUUGGCAGCUCAGGACACGUCCACAGAGGCCCAGCGGGCCAUACUCAGCACCACACUACUGGUGGUUCUGGUCACCGUGUGGGUGAUGGGCAGCGCCACCGUGCCUAUGCUGGGCUGGCUAGACAUUCGGGUGGGAGUGGACCCUGACGAGAACCCCGGGGAGGCACCGUGCAGCCAGGCAGCCGUGGAGGACUCCCUCGCGGCCCCGCGGCCCCAGGGGCCCUUGACGUGGCAGCUAUGGAAAGCCCUGGACUACAGAUACCUGCGGCCGGCGCUAACGCACGAGGGGCCGCCUCUGACCACAACGCUGCCCCUGUGGUGUGGACCCCUGGCCAGGCUGCUGACCAGCCCGCACGCAUACGAGAACCAGGAACAACUGGGGAAUGCGGAUGACAGCAGCUCGGGGAAGAUGGACAGAGCAGGAGGAGGACAGGAGUCUCCCGGAGAGGCGGAAGCUUCCACCACGCAGCAGGACGACCUUCUGGAAGGGGACCUGGGCCUCGGGACACACGCCACUCCCGUCUGGACAGACUGAGGCGCACAUCUGAGCGCGCACUCCCUGGGGAGUGCAAUGAACGAUGCUUUGGACUCCCCGGUGUGUCAUUUAUCACAUCUAACCCACUGCGAAGCUGAUGACUGAUAUCAGACCGCAAACCCACCCACAGUGGUCUGUAAAGGCCUCCCCAUACCAACAGCUACAUCACCCCUCCAUUAAGCAUAGUUUUCUUAUUUAAAAGUGCCCCACCAUCCGUUUCAUGCAUUUGUGCCACUGUCCCUUUAAAUGGCAACAGAAUUGAAUCAACAUGUGAUACAGCUUCCUUUGGAAGAAGCUGCUCCUUUUUACGUCGGGGGGAGACAGAAAUAUGUGGGGGAGAGUUCACUUUCAUAGUGCCUUUAGCAUGGGGUUGUGUCGUACACAUCCUACGAGGGACACACUUUGUGUCGUCCAUACGUUCCCACGUGUCUUACAUUUAAAAACAUGCGAAAGGUCUCACAUCUGCGGAUUUUGUAGCGAUUCUUAUCUACCAGUUUAAAGUAGCACAUGAAAUGUCAAGAUUGUACCAUAUCAACAUACUUAAACUAUGACAGCUAAACAUGUUUUCUUAUGCAAUGAACAAUGGUGAACAAAUG
Molecule: messenger RNA, 2585 nt
Organism: Paramormyrops kingsleyae
Lineage: Eukaryota; Metazoa; Chordata; Actinopteri; Osteoglossiformes; Mormyridae
Product: sodium/hydrogen exchanger 9-like
Biological process (GO): sodium ion import across plasma membrane; proton transmembrane transport; regulation of intracellular pH
Cellular component (GO): recycling endosome; plasma membrane
Molecular function (GO): sodium:proton antiporter activity; potassium:proton antiporter activity
Source: RefSeq, a predicted model, not a curated record